Carya illinoinensis is the source of this 947-nucleotide messenger RNA. RefSeq lists its product as uncharacterized. NCBI's taxonomy places the organism in Eukaryota, Viridiplantae, Streptophyta, Magnoliopsida, Fagales, Juglandaceae. Bases 109 to 714 code for a protein of 201 amino acids. The record is from RefSeq and is a predicted model, not a curated record. The transcript is spliced from 4 exons.
UCAAAACAACCAAUCACCAUUCAUGGCCACACGCACGAAGGUGGGUAAGCUGAUAGUUGAAAAGAAGGGCAAAGGACGCAAAAACAUUCUGACAAAGGACGCAAAAACAUGCGGGUGAUGCAACCACAAUCGUUUACUCUGCCUCUUUCAGCUCCACCGGCAGUGAAAUUGGAAGGAGGGAAGCCUGCUUUCUUGCUUGUUCCCGGAUUUAUAUGCCGCCGGAGAAGUUUCUUCUUGGCAGUCGCCGGAAAUGGAGAUUCGAGACUGCGAAAUUGGAAUCCAUCGUCCGCGUCCCCGUUCCUAUCGACCGUGUCCGUGAGUGCAUCUGGCCAAGCGUAUUAUUCUGCUUCUGCCCCGCCGCCCAGACAACUGCUUGAACUCAAAGCUCUAUGCUUCCGACCCUCUCCUCAAUUGGGACUGCUGUCUCUCCUCUUUGCCCUCUCCAUGGCCAUUGGUGCCAUUAUCUCCUUGGCUGUAUUAUCCAUUCCAACCAUCAAUGCUUUUGCAAGAUUGGCAGCCUCAAUAAAUAAAUUGUUGCAAGUUGUCUCUGAGGAGGUACCCGGCACCUUGUCUUCUCUCAAACUUUCUGGGCUCGAGAUUAACGAAUUGACCCUACAACUUAAAAGUCUCAGGCAAAGAAUUUCUGGAACCCAGUUGCAAAAGAAAGUCAGAAACUAUAAGCCCUCUUCGUUUGGAAGGAGGAAUCAACCUUGAAAGGACACUACGGAACUACGCUCAUGAAUUUGCGUGAUCCUUCACUUUAUGGUGAAGGCAUCUAGGCAAUUUUCAGCAGGUCUUGGAAAUUUGGAAUAUAUUGCAGAGAACUAUCUCUACUGUAUUUUGUACGGAAAUUUAUUAGUUAUUUAUAUUUUCAUUAUGUCAAAGACUCAAUUAUUGAUCCAAAAAUCAUUGGAUGCUAAUUUGAUUAAAUAUUUAAUCUUUGCUAA